ACAGAUCAGGCUUUCAGGCCAGUGCAGAGCAAAAACAUGGAAAGAAAGAAUUAAUGUCGAAUUCCAAUUGAAUCGUCCCAAGUUCGAAUCUUUUAAUUUUUUCUGGUACAAUCACUCCAACCCAAUCCAAUCCAGAAAGUGGUUUCCUUUGACUGCUGGAUUGAUUCUGAGUUCCAGCAUGGCAGAUGUGGCGGCGAAGGAAACCAAGAAGAUCAUCAUUGACACCGACCCUGGUAUCGAUGAUGCCAUGGCCAUCUUUGUGGCAUUACAAUCCCCGGAAGUGCAAGUGAUUGGACUUACUACUAUUUAUGGAAAUGUUUAUACCACUCUCGCCACAAGAAAUGCCUUGCAUUUGUUGGAGGUUGCAGGGAGAACCGAUAUUCCAGUGGCGGAAGGAUCUCACGUCACAAUAACGAAAGGUACAAAACUUCGUAUUGCUGAUUUUGUUCAUGGUGCGGAUGGACUUGGCAACCAAAAUUUCCCCCCACCAAAAGGAAAGCCAAUUGAGCAGUCGGCAGCAGCUUUUCUGGUUGAACAAGCAAGCCUUUACCCUGGAAAGGUCACUGUGGUAGCAUUGGGCCCACUUACAAAUAUUGCACUGGCUACUCAACUAGACCCUGAAUUUGCAAAGAACAUAGGGCAGAUUAUUCUUCUUGGUGGUGCUUUUGCAGUCAAUGGGAAUGUCAAUCCAGCAGCAGAGGCCAAUAUAUUUGGGGAUCCAGAUGCUGCAGAUAUGGUAUUUACAUGUGGAGCAGAUAUUUUGGCUAUGGGGAUUAAUGUGACCCAUCAAGUUGUCUUGACAGACGCUGAUCGAGAAAAGCUGGCAAUGUCAAAUGGAAAGUUUGCUCAAUACUUGUGCAAAAUUUUAGAUGUGUACUUCUCCUACCAUCACGAUGCGUAUAGCACAAAAGGAGUUUACCUUCAUGACCCUGCAGUAGUUGUUGCAGCUGUUGAUCCUUCACUUUUCACUUACACGGAGGGUGUUGUUAGAGUCCAGACAAAUGGCAUCACAAGAGGACUCACGAUUCUGUACAACAAACAGAAAAGGUUUGGCGAGGUGACAGAGUGGUGUGAUAAACCCACAGUCAAGGUAGCAGUGACGGUUGAUGCCCACACAGUUGUGAAAUUGGUUAUGGAACGGCUCAUCGAAUCAUGAGUGCUCAUCAAAUGCAAUGCAUGCAGCAGGUGUGGAUUUCAGCCUCGAGGACUUGGCUUCAAUUUCAUUAAUUUCAGGAAGGGAAAAGCAGUCCAGCUCCAGGUGGUUCACGUUCGUCACUGCUGUUAGGUUGUGUUGCCCUUGCUUGGUGUGUAAGGCAUCCUGUUUGGAUACAUUGCACAAUCAUGUACAAUUUAUCACGUGCUUCGUACGACUAUUGAGAAUAAAAUUGUUUCUAGUCUGCUGUUUCUUUGGUGGCAAGAGUGAGUCAUGAGUGUAUGGGUUAUGAGAAUGAAUAUGUGAUAAACAUGGCCGAACUGUAUCCAGUUUGCAACCAUGUCAUGAUGGUGUGGUAACAAUUAAAUAAAUACAAAUGAUAAUUCUUUCUUAGAAA
Messenger RNA from Malus domestica (apple), 1550 nucleotides. Its product is annotated as probable uridine nucleosidase 2. Gene Ontology annotation, cellular component: cytosol. Lineage: Eukaryota; Viridiplantae; Streptophyta; Magnoliopsida; Rosales; Rosaceae. The record is from RefSeq and is a predicted model, not a curated record. Gene Ontology annotation, molecular function: purine nucleosidase activity. Gene Ontology annotation, biological process: purine nucleoside catabolic process.